This is a messenger RNA of Cinclus cinclus, 1192 nucleotides long. RefSeq names its product docking protein 5 (gene DOK5). NCBI's taxonomy places the organism in Eukaryota, Metazoa, Chordata, Aves, Passeriformes, Cinclidae. The record is from RefSeq and is a predicted model, not a curated record. The transcript has 8 exons. Gene Ontology annotation, cellular component: cytoplasm. The coding region runs from base 272 to 1192 and encodes 306 amino acids. Gene Ontology annotation, biological process: cell surface receptor protein tyrosine kinase signaling pathway; positive regulation of MAPK cascade.
CUCUCCGGUGGAGCUCCAGGAGUGCUGCGGGUCACUCCACAGGGCGGUGCGGAUCCCUCCGGAAUCGCUCCGGGUCCGGUGCGGUCUCUCCCGGGGCGGUGCGGGUUGUUGCGAGGGGCGGUGCGGUGGGAGGUGCGGUCCUUCCCGGGGCGGUGCUGUCCCCGGUCCCUGCCCCUGCCGGGCGCUGCUGUCUCUCCCGGGGUGCGGCUCCGGUGCUGCUCGGCCAUGCGGGCGGGCUGAGCGGCGCCGCCGCCGCCUGUCCCGGGCAAGGAUGGCUUCCAAUUUCAACGACAUCGUCAAGCAGGGCUAUGUGCGCAUCCGGAGCCGGCGGCUGGGGAUUUACCAGAGAUGCUGGUUAGUGUUCAAAAAAGCUUCAAGCAAAGGGCCCAAGAGGCUGGAGAAGUUCUCAGAUGAACGAGCUGCCUACUUCAGGUGCUACCACAAGGUCACAGAGCUCAAUAACGUGAAGAAUAUCUCGAGGCUGCCAAAAAGCACAAAGAAACACGCUGUGGGCAUUUAUUUCAGUGAUGACACCUCCAAAACCUUUGCUUGUGACUCAGAGCUCGAGGCAGAUGAGUGGUGCAAGGUGCUGCAGAUGGAGUGCCUGGGAACUCGGAUUAAUGACAUUAGCCUUGGAGAGCCUGACUUGUUGGCGUCUGGAGUAGAGAGGGAGCAGAGUGAGAGAUUCAAUGUGUAUUUGAUGCCAUCCCCUAAUUUAGAUGUGCAUGGGGAAUGUACCUUGCAGAUAACAUUUGAGAAUAUCUGUCUUUGGGACAUCCAGAAUCCCAGAGUCAAACUUGUCUCUUGGCCAUUAAAUGCCCUGCGGCGCUACGGGCGGGACCCAGCCUGGUUCACCUUCGAGGCAGGCAGGAUGUGUGACACAGGAGAAGGGCUCUUCAUCUUCCAGACCAGGGAUGGAGAAGCCAUCUACCAGAAGGUGCACUCGGCUGCCCUGGCCAUAGCAGAGCAGCACGAGCGGCUGCUGCAGAGCGUCAAGAGUUCCAUGCUGCAGCUGAAGAGGAGCGAGCGGGCUCUGUCACUGGGCACCGUGGUGCCCCUGCCCCGCAGCGCCUACUGGCACCACAUCACCAGGCAGCACAGCACGGGGCAGCUGCUCGGCCUGCCAGAUGUCUCCAGCCCAGUGAAGCUCCAUCGCACGGACACUUUCCCAGCCUGCAGGUCAGAGCAUUGA